This is a messenger RNA of Glycine soja, 849 nucleotides long. RefSeq names its product basic blue protein-like. Gene Ontology annotation, cellular component: plasma membrane. Lineage: Eukaryota; Viridiplantae; Streptophyta; Magnoliopsida; Fabales; Fabaceae. Gene Ontology annotation, molecular function: electron transfer activity. The coding region runs from base 86 to 469 and encodes 127 amino acids. The record is from RefSeq and is a predicted model, not a curated record. The transcript is spliced from 2 exons.
AUGCGACACAAUCAAUCCCAUUAUUAAAGGGAUAAGCCUUCAACCUUGCAACACAACACUACAACCUAAGGUCUGCACUACGAGAAUGUCUCAGGGAAGAGGCAGUGCAUCUUUACCUAUUGUGGUCACUGUGGUUUCACUACUGUGCCUUUUGGUUCUUUUGGAACGUGCUGAUGCAGCAACUUACACCGUUGGAGGACCUGGGGGAUGGACCUUCAACACUAAUGCUUGGCCCAAAGGAAAAAGAUUCAGAGCUGGUGAUAUCCUAAUCUUCAAUUAUGAUUCAACGACCCACAAUGUGGUUGCUGUGGACAGAAGUGGAUACAACAGCUGCAAAACGCCAGGGGGUGCUAAAGUGUUCAGUUCAGGGAAGGACCAAAUCAAACUAGCAAGAGGGCAGAACUACUUCAUAUGCAACUACCCUGGUCACUGCGAAUCUGGGAUGAAAGUUGCCAUUAAUGCAGUGUGAUGGUGCUUAAUACUUCUUGAGUUGAAGUGAAAAUUAAGUUAAUGGUCAAUUAGCUAGCAUUAGUAAAUGUUAGUGUGUGCUCAUGUAUGUACUUUUUUUAUAUGAAGCUGUUAUAUAUAUUUAUUAAUCACUAUAGUUUUGUGAAGCAAAGUGGGAGUGAGCUGGCUUGGUAGAUCAAUUGUUCCUAUGUUUGGUAUGUGUUGUGUAGUGGGAGUAUAAAAAUGGUCCAUUAGUCACGGGCUCUUCUUAUUAGACAUUGGAUCUACAUAUUUUGAAGUUAUUGAAAGUCUCAGAGCCAAUUAUCUGUAUCUGUGUGUCGGUGUCACAGUGUAUGGUUCUAUUACUGAUUUUGUUUGCUUCAAUAAAUUAAAUUUCCUACA